Fraxinus pennsylvanica is the source of this 336-nucleotide messenger RNA. Lineage: Eukaryota; Viridiplantae; Streptophyta; Magnoliopsida; Lamiales; Oleaceae. The record is from the annotation of a GenBank genome assembly.
AUGGAGAUGUGGUUCUCUAGCUAUUUUUCUCGGCUUUCUACUGGUUCUCUGUCGACGUUGUUUAGGAAAACUGCGGUGGCUCUACUUGCAUGCGUUAUGGCUUUAGGUGGAGUUACAGUUGGAAUAAUUGCAGGAGCAAUAAAAGGGCAGACGACUGAGACGGGUUUUUUACGCGGGGCUGUUGUUGGUGCUAUGGCAGGGGUCAUUGCAGCACUUCAAUUGAUGGAACUCAUACUUGAUGGAGAGCCAUUUUCCAAGGUGACGUAUUGUUUUGUGGAUUGUAAACCUAUUUCGCAUAUCAUGGCAUAUUCGAUAAGCUCGACUUUGCACGAGUGA